AUGAACAGCAGCACGAAGCUGUGGCAGGGCAGCGCCCAGGGCAGCCACGUGCUGCCCAUGUUCCGCGGCUCCAUGGGGACGCUGCAGCAGCAGCUGUGCACGGGUGAGUUUGCCAUGUUCAAGCACAUUCUCAUGUUUGAGAGCGACUUCAUCCAGAUCAACAAGAGAGGAGAAAUGAUCGAUAUGCACAACAGUGUGCGAAUUGUCACGGUGGGCGUCGCAUACACCAGCCCUAACCUCACGAUACCUGACGUCCUGCUGCUGGCACGACCAGCUCUCAGCUGUGCUGUCUGCACCAAACACGAGCGGCACACCCGGGGAACGGGACUCAAGUCAGCAAAGACCUUAGAGCUGACCAGGCUGCUUCCUUUGAAGUUUGUAAGGUUGUCCAUCUACAGUCAUGAGAAAAAACAGCUCCAACUGAAGCUUGCCAGCGGCCACUCUUUUUACCUACAAUUAUGCCCCCCUCCAAAUGCAAAAGAAGAUGUGUUUGCACACUGGGAAGACUUGGUGCUCUUCCUGAGACCCCCAGUGGAGGCUUACAGUGGUACCCAGGCCGUACCAGCUUGUGACAUGAUGGACAUACCUGUGUUGGAGGCAGAGGACAGGAACAGCCCCGCUGCCAUGGAGCUCCAUGAAGGUGUCCAAGACCAGGUCAGCAUCAGAAGCCUUCACGUAGUCACUGAGGUGUCUGGGAUCACCUCUCUUGCUUAUACUGGUGGGGAAGGAAUUCAACAAGAUGCUUCACAAAACUACCCUGUGCUUAAGGACACACCGUCUUUCCUAACCCUAGCACCGCUAGGGCCUGACCAGGGGACAGUCCCAGGGACAGCAGCAGUAACACCCCAAGGCAGUGUGGGUGCAGUUGCAGGAGAAGAGAUGACCAGCAGACCUGUCACAGAGACCGUGGAAGGUCCAGGAACUGAGCCCUUACUCUCAGCCUCGCAGAGUAAAGACAAUAUGAGUAAACAGGAUGGAGGCCAGACAGUUCCCCAGAGCCAGGCUAAAGCCCCUAGGAAGAGAAAGGAAAAGGAGAAAACUUCCACCAUAAGGCCUUCCCAGUUUGGUAAGAAGGGGGAGGACAAGUCACCCCUAAAAUCCCGUGGAACCACUAAAAGAGCUCAGAAGGAGAAAUACCAGAGCAGCCCAGAGGGCCAAGAAUGCGGCUCCUCCCCCCAGGAAUACAACAGCCUCGGGGUCACCCAAAAGGGGACUAGAUCUCAAAAACUGAGGAGGAGCUGA
Messenger RNA from Molossus molossus (Pallas's mastiff bat), 1242 nucleotides. Its product is annotated as protein FAM71C-like. The coding region runs from base 1 to 1242 and encodes 413 amino acids. NCBI's taxonomy places the organism in Eukaryota, Metazoa, Chordata, Mammalia, Chiroptera, Molossidae. The transcript has 2 exons. Gene Ontology annotation, cellular component: nucleus. The record is from RefSeq and is a predicted model, not a curated record.